AGAGAUAGAUACCGGAGCUUGUAGAACCAAAAAUCGAAGACUUGUAACAAACCAUAGAAUUCCGUCAAGCCAUUUUUGUUGCUUGACGAGGGAUACUAACGAGGGAAACUGCCGCAGCGAGAAAUUCUUGAAGAUGACAUCGGAACUUUCAUCAUUGUUCGUCGAGAACAUCACCAGCAACUCCUGCUGCUAUUACAACGAAGACAAAGAUGCUACCGGAAGGAAACGAAGGAGGCCGCAGCCAAACGACCCUGUGCACGAUUUGCCGAAACAUGGUGAUUCUGCGACGCGAGACAAACCACGAACGAUAGAAAGGCAUCGCCGCAGUGCUCUUCGAGAACACUUGGUUCCCGUCGUGCUGUGGGUUGCCUUGCUCUUCGCGUGUUAUCAAAAAGAUCAGCACAAGUAUCAGAUACCCCAGGCCGAUGCGAUGAAAUCACCGGGAAUCACGAAGCGAAAAACACAUUUGCGGCAAAAGCGUGUUCUGAACCUCGCAACCACGAACCUUAUAAAGAUCGAUUACCUUGAUCUGCCCGAAACUUUGUGGAUAAGAGAAGAUUCCGAGGAUCAAUUCCUUCAGGGCAAUGAAGUACGUGUUUCUCCCUUUGAUGAAAGCAUCCUGUAUGCGACCAGCAAGGCGGGAGACUUGCGAGUACUGUCGGCUUCCAACGGAAUGCCACUCGAUCGAGUGAGACCCGCUCCUCGGACAAUAACAGAAGGAGGAACUACAUCAACCUGGUCUCUCUAUUCCAAUUCUGGAAUGGCAUUUGGAACCUUUCGCGAUGCGGAAGACAUUUCUACCGAAACCCACACGAAUGGCGAUGACGACAAUGGCUACAACGACUACCUCCAGUUUCUGCUCAACAAUGGAAUUGAACAUGAUGGGAAGAAGGAGGAACUGGACUUUUUGGUAUACUCCGUAGUCGAUGACGCUCCGAGUGAUUCCCGAUUCUUGCCCAAAACGAGGGUGGUGUGUGUAUCUAUUCCGGAGCACAAGAUAUUAUGGAUGUCGGCGGGAUUGCCUGGUACACCCAAUGGAUCGCCAUUGGUCUAUUAUGCGGACGACGUGGGAUCGGCGGCCCUAUCUUCCUUGUCUUCACGUGAAGCCAACGAGGAGGAGGUUGACAAUGGUAUGUACAUCGUGUUGACUCACAACAGUGUGUUGAUUCGGCCCGACAACACAACUCGGACCACUGGGCAUCUGACCGUCUUGGAUUCGGUGACUGGACACGUUAAGUGGACGCAAUCGGAAUGGAGCCGCGACGAGGUCCCAAAGGGAUACGGUCCCCCGCAAGUCGCCCACAACCCUGUUCGAGGAGGAGAGUACUCCGGAGGAUCCCGGGACAACAAAAACGAUGUUGUCGUUUGGACCAGCAGCGAUGAUGAAGGACGGGGACGACUCGGUAACAUUUAUAGCUUCCAGAUGAAAUCCUCGUCCGAUGCGGAAGCGGAAUUGAAGAACAAGAAUUCAAACAACGAGGAGGAUGUCACAAGCUAUACAUACACUCCAUUCCAAGUCUUUGUGUUGAGAAAGGUUCGAUGGAAUUCGAUCGCUCGCCCCACGAUGAACCAAGCCGGAACGAACCUUUACGUCGGGGUGACAGGAAAUGCGGUUCGGGGAUGGAAUGGUGUUGGGAAAUUCAACGGAACCGCUGAUUGGGCGACUCGAUUGGUUCCCUUCAACUCUGGGACCAAUGCUUCGUCUCUACCUUAUUCCGAAGACGUUGUGAUCCCCACGGCCCCUGUCUUGUCCGCGGACGAAGAACGUCUCUUCGUUGUGUCGGCUCGUAACGAAACAAUUUGUUUGGACGCCAAGGACGGAUCCAGAAUGUGGUCGGUCACGACAAGGGAAUCUUCGCCCCUGUUGGGAGAACCAAAGGCCUCUCCCGACAACAAACGCCUGUACAUGAUUAUGUCUGGAAACGGGAGAGUGAACGGAAUCGACCAGACGGAUGGAAAAAUACUGUGGAGUUUUGGCUGUGACAAGAAGACUCUUGCUGCGGGUGAAUGCCAAGAUCCUCCCGUCUCGGCCAAUUUUGAUCUAUCGAGCGAUGGUCAUGUCUUGUAUUUUGGAACCGCAGAUGGUCGGAUCGUGGCAUUGAAUCUUGGUCAACGAAUCGACACGAAGGACAAUGAUUUGCCUAUAUCAACGGGUUCCUCAACAAUUACCAUCGGCCUAGACGACGACGACGGACCGCUGGAAUUCGAUGAAAACAGCAUCGGCACCUUUGACGACGAAUUGGCUAAGAACGAAGGCAAAGGAACAUCGGUAGGAAAGAUCUUGGGUUCGAUUUUUGCAAUCCUGCUGUCUCUGGCGGUAGCAGCGGUAUCUCUUAUGUAUGUCGCAAAGGCCAAGGGUUACAGUUCGAUCAACUGGACCAAUUACCGCUUUCCUCGCAGUUUUGGUGGAGAGAAGCGGCAUUCCUCCGUAAGUCGUGUGCGAGUCCGAGUCCAAAGUCAAGAACUCGAUGGGCCCGACAAGUACGAAGACCGAAUAAUUGCAACGCUUUCGGAAGAUGAAAAAUCUAUCGAGGACGAACAAUUCAAUACAUUAUGGAUAGAUCCAACCCAUUCGAACCCAAAACCGACUCGCACCAACGAAGACGAUAUACCGACUGCGGAUAGACUAGCGGUUAUGCUCGGGACCUCCAAUAAGAUUGCACCAAUCAGCGAGAGUUUCGGGUAUGGCCAGGCAGUACUGCUUUGAAGAUAUUGGGGGUUGCCUUUCAAACUAACAAAACGAGUACCAACAUUUUCCAACUGAUUUGUUGUCAGUCCUGACCAAGAAUAUCACCAAUGGCACCGACCUUUUUGUAAGAAAUAUUGAUGUAUUUUAAAAUAAUAUAAUUCCAUUCCG
This is a messenger RNA of Pseudo-nitzschia multistriata, 2857 nucleotides long. The record is from the annotation of a GenBank genome assembly. NCBI's taxonomy places the organism in Eukaryota, Bacillariophyta, Bacillariophyceae, Bacillariales, Bacillariaceae.